ACAAACAGAACAAACUCAAAAACUGGCCCCAGGGACCCAUUGCACUCUCGCUCGUCUCAGAGCUGCAAAACACACAUCCGUCGUAGAGGAAGCUACCACCGGAACUGGGUCUGUAAGAACGCAUCCCUACCGUACUCUCAUCACAGACGACAACAACCAUGCCUGUCGCAUACGGUGCCAUCCCCUCCUCGGCAUCGCCCCGACCCAUCGCUCGCGGCCGACCAGACAGCGAAGCGCAAGCCGGGUUCAUCUUUGGACCCCCGCCACCGACUUUGAAGUCGUCGCUUCGAUUCGCUUUCCUUUCAAACUGGAUCAAUGUGCUACUGCCGUUUGCUCCGCUGGGAAUCCUAGCUGGACUUUUGAAGUGGGAUGGUGUCUUGGUCUUUGUGUUUAACUUUUUCGCUCUGUUGCCUAUGGCGAAGCUGCUGGGAGUUGCUACCGAGGAGCUCGCUUUACGAACAUCGCAAACCAUUGGAGGACUUCUCAAUGCAACGUUCGGAAAUGCGGUGGAGGCCAUCGUUGGAAUCAUCGCGCUGAACCAGGGCCUGUUGAGUGUUGUGAAGGCUUCUUUGCUUGGAAGCAUUCUCUCCAACUUGCUGCUCGUGCUGGGGGCUUCGUUCCUGGCCGGAGGACUGUAUCACAAGAACCAAACCUUCAACGUCACUGGAGCGCAAACUAGCGCUGCUUUGAUGUCCAUUGUCGUAAUGGCCUUCGUUCUCCCAGCCGCAUUCUCUUUCGCAGUCAACGACGCCGACAAACUUCUCUCCUUCUCCCGAGGCACAGCCGUCGUCCUCUUCAUCAUCUACGGCCUCUUCCUCCUGUUCCAACUGCGCACCCACCCGGAGCUCUUCGCCGAUGAAGCCGCCGAAGAGGAAGAAGAACCCAACAUGACCCUCCCGGCUUCGAUCGCCCUCCUCAUCGCCGUCACCCUUCUGGUUUCCCUCUGCGGUGAAUACCUGGUCGGCUCGAUAGAAGAGGUUACAGAAAAGUGGCACCUCAGCCAGGUCUUUGUGGGGCUGAUUUUGCUGCCUAUUGUUGGCAAUGCUGCGGAGCAUGUUACCGCCGUGACCGUUGCGAUGAAGGAUAAGAUGGACCUUGUCAUUGGCGUCGCUAUUGGAUCCUCCAUGCAGAUCGCCCUGCUCGUGACACCACUGUGUGUUAUUUUUGGAUGGAUCAUCGGGCAGCCUCUCAGCUUGGACUUUUCCGCCUUCGAAACGAGUGUGCUCUUCGUCUCUGUGUUUGUCGUAAACAGCGUCAUCCAAGACGGCCGCACAAAUUGGCUGGAAGGUGCGAUGCUCCUGGCCGCGUACGUCGUUGUCGGUAUAGCGUUCUUUGUUAUGCCAGCCCAGACAAUGCCGUAGUUCAUCUCGAUAGUUAGCCUAGCGCUUGUGAACAAUGGAUGAUGAGGAACAAAUCCCUUUUGUUUUGGGUUCUCUGUCCUCAAGUUUCCGUAUGCCCUGUAUAUAUGAAAUACUACACAUCGGAUCUGAAACUCGUAUUACUAUGCCUAGUAGCCGCUGGAAGAAUCGUGACGGUG
Messenger RNA from Fimicolochytrium jonesii, 1537 nucleotides. RefSeq lists its product as uncharacterized. The record is from RefSeq and is a predicted model, not a curated record. Gene Ontology annotation, biological process: calcium ion transmembrane transport; intracellular calcium ion homeostasis. Gene Ontology annotation, cellular component: fungal-type vacuole membrane. The transcript is spliced from 5 exons. Gene Ontology annotation, molecular function: calcium:proton antiporter activity. The coding region runs from base 159 to 1361 and encodes 400 amino acids. NCBI's taxonomy places the organism in Eukaryota, Fungi, Chytridiomycota, Chytridiomycetes, Spizellomycetales, Powellomycetaceae.